Messenger RNA from Nicotiana attenuata, 1082 nucleotides. Its product is annotated as peroxidase 6-like. Gene Ontology annotation, molecular function: peroxidase activity; heme binding. The record is from RefSeq and is a predicted model, not a curated record. Gene Ontology annotation, biological process: hydrogen peroxide catabolic process; response to oxidative stress. Lineage: Eukaryota; Viridiplantae; Streptophyta; Magnoliopsida; Solanales; Solanaceae.
CACUAAUAUAAUGCAAUAUGUGGAGCGGCAAAGACUAGCUAGAAGGAAAGGAGUAAACAACGGCCCUUGAACAAAUUUGAGACCUCUAGUUUAUGUUUGUUGCAUGCAAAAUAUUGCCCAUCUCAAAUUCAAAACGUCAUUGUACACAAUACUAAAAGCCUUCUUUCAUUUCUAUCUUCUUUCACCACCAUUUUUUUUUUCUCAAUUCAGAAGCCAUGGCAUUACCACUUCUUUCAAUUUUCCUCUUCUCAUCUUUAGCCUUAUUUUCUCUAACAGAAUCCAAGCUCAAUGUUGACUACUACAAUAAAUCUUGUCCUCAAUUUGAAAAAAUCAUCCAGCAAAUUGUCGUCGACAAGCAACUUGCCGCGCCCACGACAGCAGCCGGCACCCUCCGCCUCUUCUUCCACGACUGCAUGGUGGGAGGAUGUGACGCCUCGUUACUUAUUUCCUCAAACUCCUUUGCCACGGCGGAACGCGACUCAGAUAUAAACCUCUCUCUGCCCGGGGACGCCUUUGACCUUAUUGCACGAGCAAAGACUGCCCUAGAACUCCAAUGCCCCGGCAUUGUUUCUUGUGCUGAUAUUUUAGCCGUUGCAACUCGAGACUUAAUCACCAUGGUUGGAGGUCCAUUUUAUAACAUUCGUCUCGGCCGAAAAGAUAGCUUUGAAUCAUACGCAAAAGAUGUUGAAGGCCAUAUUGCUAGGCCUAACAUGACAAUGGACACAAUAAUCAACAUGUUUGCAUCGAAAAAUCUAAACAUACAAGAAAUGGUGGCUUUAGUGGGUGCACAUACUAUUGGUUUCUCACAUUGUUCAGAGUUUAGCAAGAGAAUUUUCAAAUAUAGCAACACUUCAGAAAUUGAUCCUUCUAUGAAUCCUACAUUGGCACAAGCGUUACGAAAGCUAUGUGGGAAUAACUCGAAAGAUAUGGCGGCCUUCAAUGACGUGAUGACACCUGGCAAGUUCGACAACAUGUACUACAUAAACUUGCAAAAAGGUCUAGGGUUAUUGGCUUCAGAUCAAGCUAUGGUUUCAGAUCCUAGGACUAAGCCUUUUGUGGAGCUUUAUGCAAAGGAUCAAGAU